AUGAGCAGCGUAAACAGAACCAACCUCCACCCGGCUGGCGUCCAACCGUCAAAGGAACACACGGAGAUUGAGGAGCAGCUUUACGACAGAGCACACAUCGACUACGACCGUGUAGCAAUUGUAGCAAACCCCUCCGUCGCCUCUCUCUACGAAGAUGCCCUCGUCUACGAGUCUGGUUCGGCCAUCACAGCCAGCGGAGCUCUCUGCGCAUACUCUGGGGCGAAGACGGGACGCUCACCCUCGGACAAGCGCAUCGUGAAGGAAUCGUCUUCAGAGAACGAAAUCUGGUGGGGUCCGGUCAACAAGCCUAUGUCGACCGAUGUCUGGCGCAUCAACCGCGAGCGUGCCAUUGACUACCUCAACACCCGCAAGCGCAUCUAUGUCAUCGAUGGCUUCGCCGGCUGGGACGAGCGCUACCGCAUCCGCGUGCGUGUCGUUUGCGCGCGCGCCUACCACGCCCUUUUCAUGAGGAACAUGUUGAUCCGUCCGUCGCGAGAAGAGCUCGAGCAUUUCCAGCCAGACUAUGUCAUCUACAAUGCGGGCGCCUUUCCCGCCAACAGAUACACUGCCGGUAUGACCUCAUCCACCUCUGUGGCCAUCAACUUUGCCGAGAAGGAGAUGGUCAUUCUUGGCACCGAGUACGCCGGCGAGAUGAAGAAGGGUAUCUUCACCGUGCUCUUCUACGAGAUGCCCGUCAAGCACAACGUCCUGACCCUCCACUCGUCGGCCAACGAGGGCAAGGAUGGCGACGUUACCGUCUUCUUCGGCCUCUCCGGGACCGGCAAGACCACUCUCUCCGCCGAUCCCAAGCGCGCCCUCAUCGGCGACGACGAGCACUGCUGGGGCGACAGGGGAGUUUUCAACAUUGAAGGCGGCUGCUAUGCCAAGUGCAUUGGACUCUCUGCUGAGAAGGAGCCCGAUAUCUUUAAUGCCAUCCGGUUCGGCUCCAUCCUGGAGAACGUCGUCUUCGACCCCAUCACCCGUGUCGUCGACUACGAUGAUGAUACCCUGACGGAGAACACGCGCUGCGCCUACCCCAUCGAGUACAUUGAGAACACCAAGAUCCCCUGCAUCUCGAGCAGUCACCCCAAGAACAUUAUCCUCCUCACCUGCGAUGCCCGCGGUGUCCUGCCCCCCAUCUCCAAGCUCAACAAGGAACAGGUCAUGUACCACUUCAUCUCCGGCUACACUUCCAAGAUGGCCGGCACCGAGGUCGGUGUUACCGAGCCCCAGGCGACCUUUUCGACCUGUUUCGCCCAGCCCUUCCUUGCCCUGCAUCCCAUGCGCUACGCCAAGAUGCUGGCCGCCAAGAUUGAGGAGCACAACUCGGAUGCAUGGCUUCUCAACACUGGAUGGGUGGGCUCGAGCGUAUCUAAGGGAGGCAAGAGAAUACCGUUGAAAUAUACUCGUGCCAUGCUCGAUGCUGUUCACAGCGGCGAGCUCGCCAAAGCAGAGUACGAGACCUACGAAGUCUUCAAUCUCCAAGUCCCGAAGAGCUGUCCUGGUGUCCCAGAUGAUCUCCUUAAUCCUAUGAGGAGCUGGAGCGGAUCGGGAGAUUUCCAAGAGGAGGUCGAAAAGCUCGCCAGGUUGUUCAUGGACAACUUCAAGCGGUAUGACGCGACGCCUGAAGUGAUCAAGGCCGGCCCGCACGUCUGUUGUUGCCCUAAACACUAG
Molecule: messenger RNA, 1674 nt
Organism: Westerdykella ornata
Lineage: Eukaryota; Fungi; Ascomycota; Dothideomycetes; Pleosporales; Sporormiaceae
Product: ATP-utilizing phosphoenolpyruvate carboxykinase
Exons: 4
Coding region: 1-1674 (557 amino acids)
Biological process (GO): gluconeogenesis
Cellular component (GO): cytosol
Molecular function (GO): ATP binding; phosphoenolpyruvate carboxykinase (ATP) activity
Source: RefSeq, a predicted model, not a curated record